Messenger RNA from Phacochoerus africanus (Common warthog), 1635 nucleotides. It is a transcript of the gene FUOM, whose product is annotated as fucose mutarotase. Gene Ontology annotation, molecular function: racemase and epimerase activity, acting on carbohydrates and derivatives; fucose binding. The coding region runs from base 58 to 648 and encodes 196 amino acids. Gene Ontology annotation, biological process: fucose metabolic process. Lineage: Eukaryota; Metazoa; Chordata; Mammalia; Artiodactyla; Suidae. The transcript is spliced from 6 exons. The record is from RefSeq and is a predicted model, not a curated record.
CUCGUCCAGACCCCGCCCCCUUCCGCCCCGCCUGCAGCUCUUCCACCCGCCGCGAGCAUGGUGGUGCUGAAGGGCAUCCCCGCGCUGCUGUCCCCGGAGCUGCUCUACGCCCUGGCGCGAAUGGGGCACGGAGAUGAGAUCGGUGCAGCGCCCUCUCCGCUCCCCCCGCCCCGGAGGAGAUGGGAGGGGCAGUGGGCGUGGCCUAACGCGCCCCGGCUGCGCGGACCUACCGCGGCCGCUAACGGUGCCGGCCGUUCAGUCCUUGCAGAUGUGAACUUCCCCACGUCCUCCGUCUGCAGGUGUGGCCCGGAGGAGAUCCGCGCUGACGGCCUGGGCAUCCCUCAGCUGCUGGAGGCCGUGCUGACACUGCUACCACUGGACACGUACGUGGAGAGCCCGGCUGCAGUCAUGGAGCUGGUGCCCAGUGACAGGGAGAGGGGCCUGCAGACCCCAGUGUGGACAAGCUACCAGUCCAUCCUGCUCCAGGCUGGCUGCAGGAGCUCCCUGACGGUGAUAGAGAGGUUUGAGUUUUACGAAAGGGCCAAAAAGGCUUUUGCUGUUGUGGCAACUGGGGAGACGGCCCUCUACGGAAACCUCAUCCUCAAGAAGGGGGUGCUGGCGCCCGGCGCCCUGUCCCAGGCGUGUUGACCGUCUGCCCGGAGAGGCGUCUGGACCCUGGGCCUGACAGCGCCACCAGCAGGCAGGUCCAGCGUCCAGAAGAACCGGCCUUGCCCUGCCUGUCAGCACGGGAACCUCACCCAGCCAGGGGCUCCGGGGCCAGUGGGUUUGCUGACUGGGCUGGGGUUGUCCCAGUUUAUGAAAACAAGGGACAAGCACAGUGACUUGCCAGCGUUCAGUCCAAAGGUUUAACCAGCAGCUCACCCUAACUCCCCAAGGCCUGUGGGGGCGGGUGCAACGGAGGCCACUGGCCCCCAGAGAGAGGACCCCACCCACUCCCCAUGGAUCCCGCCUCCCGCAAGCUCUGGGCCACCUGACGUGGCAAGACCCUGGGUUUGGGAUAACAGUUCUUACAGGCAGACACCCUCGUGCAGGGUGGUCGCACAGCGGCCCAGAGGGAGGUCUGGGGGCCUGGCUGGGGCCGGAGGUGAAGCGGCGGGGGGUCAUCCCAGCUCCCGUCCCUGCAGGGGCCUGGAGGAGGGUGUGUCAGCCCCCGGGUGCAGACACUAAGGUGGCCCUUGAGGAGGGGGCCGAGGCUGUCCGGAGGACGCAGGGUGCCCAGGCAAAGGGGGCUGGUGAGGCUGCGACAGCUUCCCAGCCGUCGCGAAGCGGGUCUCGCGGAGCGAGAGGGAUUCCCACUGGCCGCGGCCCAGACCACAGGGUCUCUCCCCGGGGCCCGCCCUGCUUCUCCAGACCUUACAGCCGCAGCUACGGGGGCUGGGACGACUGGGGUCCCCAGAGCUCAGGGAGUUGUCCUGGUCAUGGUCAUGGGCUGGGGCUGGUGGCCCUGGAGGGCAGGCAGGUCCCCUGGGGCUCAGCCUGGGCCCCUCACUGCCAGGGCUUAGACCCCUGACCCCACGGCCGGCCACUUCUAGCCACACAAGGGCCUCUCUGAAAACCGCGCUAUUGAGGUUUAAUUGACACACAGUAAACUGCACAUUUCACGUGUACUGUUAA